GAGUUUCAUCCCUUACAUCUGGCGCACAACGUGAGGGCCGUGCCGUGGCAUUACAGUGUUUAUGACUGUCGAAACACGACGUAAAAAGCUUCUGCGACAAAGUGUAGAGAUGGCGGUCAAUAUGACUGAAGGUCAAUUUCAGCAGUUGUUGGGAGUGAUCACUAGCGCUGCACGACCUGCUCCGCCUCCAACGAAACACAGCUCCUUCGCCAAGGCCACGUUUUUCUACGAUGGGAAAAGGGAUCCGGUCUGCGUGGAAACGUUUCUAACGGCGGCUACAUGUUUUAAAAACGUCGGCAACAUAAGCGACAACGACGCAAUACGUAGCUUACCACUAAUCCUGAAGGAAGACGCAGCCAUAUGGUGGAAUGGUAUCAAGGAUUCUGUGAGAACCUGGGCGGAUUUCGAGAGCAGGCUACGAAGAGCAUUCGCACCCAAAAAGCCAGCGCACAUGCUAUUUAAACAGAUCGUCCUGACUGAUCAAGGACCUCAUGAGCUGACGGAAACGUUUGUAGCCAAGAAGCGCGACCUGUUUGCUCAGCUGUCAGAACCACUGUCAGAGACUCAUCAACUCGACAUGGUAUACGGGAACCUACACAGACGUAUAAAAGAGAGAGUUCCAAGGGAAACUGUCUUGAGUUUCGAUUCUCUUCUCGAAGCAGCACAGGCAGCUGAAUUGCUAUUGCACGACGAGCCAUCCUCACGAGCUAGGAGUAAGGAGCGCAUCCGGUGCAACUACUGUCGGAUUGUGGGCCACACAGAGGACGUGUGCCGCAGAAAGGCAAAGGAAGCAGCGACACGUGAAGCUGGUCGAGCUGCCACGAAGACCAAACCUUCGGCGCCAGUCUCAGCCACGACGGCUACGCAAGCGCCAUCUCCAUCUCAGCCUAUUUUUUCUUGCUACGGUUGUGGAACGCCGGGAGUAGUUCGGAGUAAAUGCCCAAAGUGUGCUGAAGCUAAGAAGGUGACCAAGACAGAACGUGUGGACUUCUGCGCCACGGGUAUAGCUGAAGAUGACUCGAUGGAUAUUCGUAAGAGGCCUGUGAUUGGAAUUGGGAUAGAUGACAUCACGGGGACAGCUUUUCUGGAUUGUGGAGCCAAAAGUAAUGUGGCCUCUUAUCAACUAUAUACCUGUCUGAAAAGGCGUGGCUACCGCAUCAGUGUGGAACCUGCACGAGUGACACUGGCUGAUGGCGAGGAAAAAUUGCAAGAAGUUUUAAAGCUUAGAUGCAUGGUCAAGGUAUGUGAUCGUGCCGUCCCCACGAAGUUCAUUGUGUUCCCCGGCAAGCGGGAUACACGUACACUCCUGGGGGUACCUUUUCUGCAGGAUGCUGGCAUAGUUAUCAAUUUGCCACAGAUGAUUUGGCACUUUGUUGAUAAUCCUACGAGCGCGUAUGAGUUGAAAGAAGAGGAUGAGCGGGCUGCAUCGACGUACUGGUCAGACUCUGAUAGGGGUUUCGGCAUAGCCACGUCGGCGGUGCUGGGAAGAGCUCCUGAGACGAGAUCAAGGAAAUCGUUUCUUCAACGUGCCUUACCAUUCGACGCCGACCUGCCGACCGAGAACGCUACAGUCCCUUAUCAACUGAUUCCGGUGACCAUCGAUGAUGUGCCGGUAGUACCUCUUCCGAAAAGGACGAAAUCCUUGUUUGACGGCUAUUCUCCAAGGUUUGUGGACACCAUGUACAGGGACGCUCAACAAACCCUUCUGGCAGCGGAGGUCGAGUUAUCUCCGAAUUCGCUUGCCUUGUUCCCAGAACCGAGCAGAACUGGCAUUAACUCGCUGGAGAUAAAGGCUGCAGAAUCAACUUUGCUCGAUGACAGCCAGAAAACCCAGUUGGAGUUGCUACUGCGUAAUAAUGAACAUGUGUUUCAAUUUAACAAGGAACCAACUACGAUGGCAGAGCACGCCAUAGAAACCGGUAACCUCGGUCCGAUUUCGAUACCACCAUACCGACUAUCGCCACCACGCCAGAAGUUACUCAAGGAAGAGUUACAGAAGAUGUUGGAGGAGAAGGUUAUAGAACCGUGUUAUUCUGCAUGGGCAGCUCCUGUUGUAAUGGUACCCAAGAAGGAUGGUAGCACCCGGGUGUGCGUUGAUUAUCGACGCCUGAACGCCAUCACGGUUCCAGACACCUAUCCUAUUCCCAGGAUUGAUGAUCUCCUGCACGCUGCCAAGCCCACGGCUUACAUGACAACCCUUGACCUCAGAGCAGGGUACUGGCAGGUGAAAGUCAGAGAUGAAGACCAGGAUAAGACGGCUUUUAUCACUCCAUUCGGUAUUUAUCGUUUCAAGAGGAUGCCCUUUGGCCUUCGCAACGCCCCUGCGACGUUCCAGCGCCUUAUCGAUCGCGUACGGGUGAGCCUACAGACAAUUAAGAUGUUGGCCUACUUGGACGACCUCAUUAUCUUUUCGGAAACCUUCGCGAGCCACCUGACGGACCUGGAUCAGGUAUUUAAGAGAUUCAAGGAGAUCAACCUAACUGUGAACUUGGAUAAAUGCAGCUUCUGCUGCACGACAGUAAAGUAUCUGGGUCACUAUAUAACCCCUGAAGGCCUGCAGGUUGAUCCACAGAAGGUAGCGGCUAUAACGCAGAUGCCUGCACCUGGGAACUUGCAGCAACUGUUAUCAUUUUUACAAACAUGCUCCUGGUACAGACGUUUCAUCCCGAACUUUGCAAAGAUAAGUGAACCACUGACGCGUCUAACCAAAAAAGACCAACCUUGGCAAUGGGAUACCGAACAAGAAGAAGCUUUCUGCAAGCUGAAGACUUGUCUCACAACCGCACCGGUUUUAAAACAAGCCGAUGAGACGAAACCCUACAUAAUUAAAGCUGACGCUAGUAGCUACGCGCUUGGGGCAGUCUUGGUGCAGGGGGAGGGGCAAGACGAACACCCCGUCGAGUACGCCAGCCGCCUCCUGAUCCCGGCGGAAAAGAACUACACCACUACAGAGAGAGAGGCACUAGCAGUGGUGUGGGCGAUCCGUAAAUUCCGAGGUUACAUCGAGGGUCUGCCAGUGACCAUAUACACAGAUCAUCAAGCCCUCAAAUGGCUAAUGUCGCUGAAGUCCCCUACGGGUCGCCUGGCGAGAUGGGCCUUACAAAUACAAGCAUACGAUGUCACGAUUAAGUAUCUGCCGGGUAGAACUAACGUGACAGCUGACACUCUGUCACGGCCUUUCUGUCACCAAGAAAAUGCAGGAAAAUGUGAGAUAUGCACUGUCACGGUUACCGAUGUUCUCACGCGUAGCCCUGCCGAGAUACGCUGUGAUCAGUUGAAGGACGAACUGGUAGCAAAAAUCGUGCACGCUUUGGAAGGCACCGAUUGUGAAAAUGCUACGUAUUGGAGCAAUAAGGGGUACCUCGUAAACAAAGGCUUGCUGUAUAGGUACAACCCCAGUGAAGAGUGCGAAGAAGCACAGCUAGUGGUUCCUCAACAUGAAUAUGCUAACGUUUUAGCAACGUACCACGACCAUCCCCUCGCUGGACACUACGGCAUCGAGAAAACCUACCAAAGAAUCGCCCGUAGAUAUUACUGGAAGGGUAUGCGCAAAUACAUAGAGUCCUAUGUGAAGAACUGUCUGCCUUGUCAGAGAUACAAGCCCACCAACUUGAAGCCCGCUGGACUACUACAAACAACGGCCUUGAACCAGCGUUUUGAGGUGGUGGCUUUCGAUCUGUUUGGACCCCUGCCCGUGACGAAAAAGGAAAUACAUGGAUCUUCAUUGUGGAAGAUGUGUCUACGGGCUGGGUGGAAUUGUUCCAGUUGCAGACAGCGAACUCUGAAACCUGCGCGACUGUAUUGGUGA
Molecule: messenger RNA, 3808 nt
Organism: Leguminivora glycinivorella
Lineage: Eukaryota; Metazoa; Arthropoda; Insecta; Lepidoptera; Tortricidae
Exons: 1
Coding region: 62-3808 (1248 amino acids)
Source: RefSeq, a predicted model, not a curated record